UCUCAUAAAAUCUUUUCUUUUUUUCUUCAUUGUUUUUUCGGUUUAUCUUUUACUUUUUCUUUUCUAAUCUUAUUUCUUCUUGACUCGUACUUUCUUCUCCUUUUUGCGAGUUGUUAGUCUUGCUCCUUCGACUUCAUAUACAUGUACCCAUAUAAACCAGACGGAAGACGAAGAAACGUUGGAAAGUUUUUCGUAAUGGAGAAUCAGUUUUCGGGUCUUCAUAAUCGUCAUCCUUGCGGUAUUGGCAUCGGUGGAAUUCGUCGAAAACCACAAUUCGGAAAUAGCCGAGAUACUUCACAGGCCGAUGAGGUCCUUGGCGUACCCUAGCAACAGUGGGAUGGGUCUCUUCUUCGCGUUGGCGGUCCCGUUAAAUGAUCCCGAACAUUCGAUAUCAUUGUCCUACUUUUUUGAAGCGAACUACAAGCUUCCGGAUAAUGCGACGUAUUACGACGCAGGGUAUUACGGAGUCAGGAAACGACGCAGUAUCGACAGGACGACGGUCUAUCGAGUCCUGGAAAGUAAAUUCGAAAGCGCCGGUUUUCCGGGACGCGAAUGUCUGCUCCGCUCGAUCUGUGAGACGUCCGAAUGGCCGAUCCGACACAACGGAAUCUUAGGAGACGUGAUGCAUGUAAUUUUAACACCCUCGUCGUCUCAGAAGGAAGAUUUGCCGAGAGAAUUCUCGGAAGCCGAAGAAGCUGGAAAGAAUGGCACGUGCACAAAAUUCUACCCUCUUUGUCCGAUGGGGGUGUUCGACGUUAUCGGAACUUUCAUCGGCUUCUAGGAGCGGCGUUCGAUGUUGACAAUUACUGAUUUCCCGCAACCGAUCACCUUCGAUAUCGACCAGAUAUCAUGAAGAAUCAUCUCAUCCUUAGAAUUUCAGUCAGUUUCUCGACAAAAGCGUAGCAGUGUUUAUUGAACGGAAGUCGUUAGAUCCGUUAGUGCGGAAGGUUGUGGAGAAGUUUCCAAACAGCCUGAACGGAAUUUAGUUUCCUUUUCCAGCUCGCGCCGUUGAAAUUUAUCCCGUAAAUAUGUUAAGAGGUACGCGUAAAGCUCAGCUUAUUUAUUUGUAAUCUCAUACAAUUUCUCUUAAAAAAAACUUACGCCGUAAAUAUCUCUGAUAUUUGUAAACAUUUGCCCACUUAUCACCUGCCCCAUUCACCUCUGAAUUGUAUAACUUCAUACACACCGCGAGCAUUGUCUCCAAUCGGAGUACCUUAUACUUGAUAAGGGUAGACGGGUAAUAAUUUACUGACAAAUAGGACUGGAAUUAAGCGGGAUCUGGACGUGCUUAUACAUAUACGUUUUCCGUACGACGACAACUUCGCGCGAUCCGCACUCAACGAAUCACACCGAUUUAAACUAAUUUGAAAAUCUUUCGAAUAACCAAACUUCUCGAACGAGCGUGGUCUUUAUUUCUUUUUGCUUCCGAAAUCGACUUGACCCAACCUAUCCGACGCAUUCCAUGAACGUACCUAGCGCACGAGCACUCACGGUAUUAGAGAUGUAUCAUUGAAGCUUAUACAAGUAUACACAGAACCAUCCUAUCUAUUCCAUCGUGGCCCGAUGCUCUCGACCCCCAGAUCCUCGAUAUCGCAUCGCAUGUAGGAUGUGUACGAUCCGGAAUAAGAUAACGCGGAGGAACUACAUCUGAAUAAAAAUCAGUACUUAGGAAAAAUAUGUCCAAGGCAUUGGAUACGAUCGACAUAAAUAAGGGAUACGGAUCAAAGAAGAUGAAAUUAUCAUACUUUUUACAAGAAAAUACCUCCAUUUUCUCUGUGUACUGUGCUAUUUAUUUGACUUUAUUUAAUCAGGUCAGCCAGAAGUCGGUAGAUUCACGAGAGCCGUUUCCUUCUGCGCAGUAUCUGGAGCAGUGUCCGCUCCACGGUAUAAGGUGCGGUAACUGUAUCUGUACAUUUGUAUCAGUCCAUUACAAAACAGACGUAUUUAAUCAGUAAUAUACUUUGAUUAUCCCCAAUCAAUGUCUCUCGUAAUAGCCGAGCUUAAUUAUUAUUGGAUACUUUGAUUGCAAACGGCUGAUCGAUUUCACCCAAUUUCGAGGCGACGCGUCGAUUCGCCGAAUAGAGGGUUGCUCGAAUAUAGCAAGAAAUAUCCUUUUGCACUUGGCACGAGCU
Molecule: messenger RNA, 2132 nt
Organism: Athalia rosae (coleseed sawfly)
Lineage: Eukaryota; Metazoa; Arthropoda; Insecta; Hymenoptera; Athaliidae
Exons: 5
Coding region: 305-781 (158 amino acids)
Source: RefSeq, a predicted model, not a curated record